CUAUAGCAGGGGGUGUUUGGCUUCAGCGCCGAAGGAGAUGCGCUAAAGAUGAGCAGCAGUAGGAGAGGGCAGCCACCAAAGCACCAAAACACGUACGCCUGGAAACCCAACGCCGGUCGCAAGAUCAACGAAACCGAGGUGGGAGGCAAGUUCAGGCCGUACUCGGAGAUUACCGGAGUGUGCUCUCGCUGUAAAGAUCAAAUCGACUGGAAACGCAAGUACGGCAAAUACAAACCCCUCAUCGAGCCCGCCAAAUGCCAACGAUGUUCUAAACGAACCGUUCGUCAGGCUUAUCACAAUCUAUGUCCUGCUUGUGCUAAGGAGCAAAAUGUCUGUGCAAAGUGUUCGUGCCAAGUUGGGCGGAUAAUUGGGAGAGAUAGUUCAGAAGUGGAGGCUGAGCAAAAGACACUUGAGGAGGCCAUUAAGAAUGCUCGAGAGAGGGAUAGAAGAACUCUACUACGAGCUAUGAACAAAGGAAAGACUAAUUCAGCUAAAACGCCUGUCAACAACGAAAGCAAAGCUGGGGAAUUGUUGGCAGUUUCCUCACUUGAGAAAUUCACAGAAUUAAGCAGGGAUGAUGAGAAGAAGGAGGAGGAGGAUGAUGAUGAUGAUGAUGAAGAAGAAGAAGAAGAAGAAGAAGAAGAUGAUGAGGACCAAAUUAUUAACUGA
Ilex paraguariensis (yerba mate) is the source of this 669-nucleotide messenger RNA. Lineage: Eukaryota; Viridiplantae; Streptophyta; Magnoliopsida; Aquifoliales; Aquifoliaceae. The record is from the annotation of a GenBank genome assembly.